AUGAGCCGAAAGACCUGCCUUCAAUCAAUGGAGAAGUGGGAGGAGGCCCCGCUGCUGGAGCACAGGAAGGCGGAGCAUAAUGUGAGCGGCGACGGAGAGGCCCGGCUGGGGCGCCGGCUGUUGGAGGAGAACCGGACGCUGUGGGCGGUGGCGGGGCCAGCCAUCUGCACGCGCUUCUCCACCUUCGGGGUCACCGUUAUCAGCCAGGCCUUCAUGGGCCACAUCGGCUCCACCCAGCUUGCCGCCUACGCCCUCGUCUCCACCGUCCUCAUGCGCUUCAGCAACGGCAUACUGCUGGGCAUGGCGAGCACACUGGAGACGUUGUGCGGGCAGUCGUACGGGGCGAAGCAGUACCACAUGAUGGGCAUCUCCCUGCAGCGCUCCUGGAUCAUCCUGACCGGCUGCGCCGUGCUCAUGCUCCCCAUCCUCAUCUUCACUGAGCCUCUCCUUGUCUCCAUCGGCCAGGACCCCCUGAUCAGCGCUGUCGCGGGGACCAUCUCGCUCUGGUACAUCCCUGUCAUGUUCGCCAACGUCUUCAGCUUCACUCUCCAGAUGUACCUGCAGGCACAGAGCAAGAACAUGGUCAUCACCUACCUUGCAUUUGUCACCCUCGGUCUCCAUGUGUUCCUGCCGUGGCUCUUCACCGUCAGGCUGCACCUUGGGCUCGCUGGGGCCAUGACCUCCAUGGUCAUUGCCAUGUGGAUUCCUGUGUUUGGGCAGCUCAUCUUCGUCUUCUUUGGUGGCUGCCCUCUCACAUGGACCGGGUUCUCCUUCACAGCACUCACCGACCUUGUCCCUAUCCUCAAGUUAUCUCUAUCCUCUGGUGUCAUGCUCUGUUUGGAAUUGUGGUACAGCACCAUAUUGGUGCUCCUUACCGGGUACAUGAAGAAUGCAGAGGUUGCACUUGACGCUCUUUCAAUAUGCCUUAACAUCAAUGGUUGGGAGAUGAUGAUUUCUAUUGGCUUUUUGUCUGCAGCAGGAGUGCGUGUGGCAAAUGAGCUUGGAGCUGGAAGUGCAAGAAGGGCCAAGUUCGCCAUCAUAAAUGUCGUCACCACUUCCUUCUCAAUAGGCCUUGUGUUGUUCGUGUUUUUCCUUUUCUUCCGCGGAAAGCUUUCCUACAUAUUUACUACGAGUGAAGAGGUAGCUGCCGCAGUUGCUGAGCUGUCGCCUCUUCUAGCCUUCUCCAUCUUGUUGAACAGUGUUCAACCAGUGCUAUCAGGUGUUGCUGUUGGUGCGGGUUGGCAAAGUGUAGUUGCCUAUGUCAACAUCACAACAUAUUACUUGAUUGGUAUCCCUCUUGGAGCAAUCCUAGGUUAUGUUCUUGGAUAUCAUGUGAUGGGCAUUUGGGUUGGCAUGCUGCUCGGAACACUGGUCCAAACAAUUGUACUUGUGUUCAUAACAAUCAGGACUGACUGGGAUAAACAGGUAGAGGUUACCGAGGAGAGAUUGAAGAGAUGGUACAUGGAUGGGAACAAAGGGAAGUCAGAUUCAAGGGGAAAUCCAUGA
Molecule: messenger RNA, 1506 nt
Organism: Triticum turgidum subsp. durum (durum wheat)
Lineage: Eukaryota; Viridiplantae; Streptophyta; Magnoliopsida; Poales; Poaceae
Source: the annotation of a GenBank genome assembly